GCAGAGUAGCUGAGGAGAGUUGCAGAGGACUUUGGGACAGAGAGCGGGAAAAGGACUCUGAGGCCAGGAAAGAUGAACACAGAGGACGCACUGCUCGCGCCCCCGCUGCGUGGAGUUACUCCUGCUUUAAGGAAGGUGAAUAAUUCCUGCUUUGGGACACGUCAAUCGAGGAAGCUCUUUCCUCACCACCAUCCUCCAACCCGGUUGGGGAACAAGUUUCUCCCUCUUAGGGGAUCACCCCACAGGGGGCCUGGGUGUUAUACAGCAACAGAUUGGAAUGGCUUGGCAUACAACCUAUCUAGGAUUCCAACCAGUACAAAAGGCUAUGCUUUUGGAGCCAGAACAGCCUUGAGGUUUAAGCCAAUAAGCAAGGAUGUGACACCUUAUCCAGGCAUGUAUCAGAAAGUUAAUACUUGGGACGAAAAAUACAAACAAAGCUUUGCUCCAUUUAAUGUCUCAAUGCCACGAUUUAAAACUGAAGCAAACGACCCUUCUUAUCCUGGCCCUGGCACAUACAACCCAGAGAAGAAGCCACCCCCAAAAAUUGUUUGGCCAAUGAAAUUUGGAGCGCCAGACUGGGCUCAAGUUCCAUGUCUGCCAAAAAGAACUCUGAAAGCUGAGCUGUCUACAGACAAGGACUUUAGAAAGCAUCGGAACCGUGUGGCCUACUUUAGCCUGUAUUACAAGUGA
Messenger RNA from Nannospalax galili (Upper Galilee mountains blind mole rat), 690 nucleotides. RefSeq names its product primary cilia formation (gene Cimap3). Gene Ontology annotation, biological process: regulation of cell projection organization. NCBI's taxonomy places the organism in Eukaryota, Metazoa, Chordata, Mammalia, Rodentia, Spalacidae. The coding region runs from base 73 to 690 and encodes 205 amino acids. The record is from RefSeq and is a predicted model, not a curated record. The transcript has 6 exons. Gene Ontology annotation, cellular component: ciliary basal body. Gene Ontology annotation, molecular function: cytoskeletal protein binding.